This is a messenger RNA of Schistosoma turkestanicum, 261 nucleotides long. NCBI's taxonomy places the organism in Eukaryota, Metazoa, Platyhelminthes, Trematoda, Strigeidida, Schistosomatidae. The record is from the annotation of a GenBank genome assembly.
AAAAUGAAGAUCCUGCUUUUAUCCAGUGUUACUAUUUUAACCGUGACGACUUUAACUUUCUGUGCAGUGACAAAAACAAAUAAUGAUAGCAUCUGUAAAAGAGCAGAUUCGUGCAUAUUUGACUCAGGAGUAUGGGUAAGAUCGCGUGUAAUGUCUGGUCUCGUUCUAACAGGAAUCGCACUAUUAUUGGCACUCGUCAUUAUACUCACCAAACCAUUACACACCACGUCUCCAGUGAGUAACAUUAUCAUGAUUAUAACC